AUGAGCCGGAGCGAGCUAGAAUCAGCGAAGCGGAACGAGGGCGGAGGAGGGCAGGCGGCAGCAAUGCAGCAGCGCAGCAGCGUGUUGUGGUCUAGACGCUCGCCCGGCAAAGACAAGGUCGAGAGCCUGUGGGCCGACGACGCGGUCGACGCGGCUGCCCGGGCUGCCCGGGCUGCGUUGGACGGCUCGCUCGUUGUCGCACGGCCAUGCCCGCCGCGUCUUGACGCAGUAUGUGCGAGAGGCGCGAUGAACCCGACGUCCAAGGCCGAGCAUGUUGCCGGCGCACCAGCACACAAUCGGUCCACCGCGGGCAGGCAGCCGGAAGGUGCUGCAGCGGGUCGCAAGGCAAAACGCCCCGGAGAAUCUCGCCAACCAAGAAUGCACGCUCACAUGUCAGGCUCGUCAGCCACGCUCUGGACGCCAACCCGAGCUGACGUGCUGCAUGCGCACCAGGGUUUUUUGCAUGUUUAUGCGGUAAGCUUCUGGCAGCGUGCUCGAGUGCAUCGCAGAUCGAAAGGACAGGCACAACUGAAACGCGGCGAGCGAGCUCCGGCUGAUCAUUGCACUGCAGCAGCAGCAGCGUCACCAUCAUUACCAUCAGUUUCAUCUUCUCCCUCUUCAUCUUCUUCACCACUGACGGAUCUCGAAGAAGCGGCUUCCCAUCCAGGCGGACCUGCAAGCCAGCUUGGGCACAGCAGCCGGUGUGUGGAAUAA
Molecule: messenger RNA, 714 nt
Organism: Moesziomyces aphidis
Lineage: Eukaryota; Fungi; Basidiomycota; Ustilaginomycetes; Ustilaginales; Ustilaginaceae
Source: the annotation of a GenBank genome assembly